Molecule: messenger RNA, 780 nt
Organism: Australozyma saopauloensis
Lineage: Eukaryota; Fungi; Ascomycota; Pichiomycetes; Serinales; Metschnikowiaceae
Exons: 1
Coding region: 1-780 (259 amino acids)
Source: RefSeq, a predicted model, not a curated record
AUGCGUUUCUCUACCCCCAAAAUGCUUUCACCACUAGUUCUUGAAGACACCUCUUCCAGCACCCAAAAUGUCGAUGGUCUGCGACAUUGGUCUUCUCUUCAUGACAUCCCAGAACUCUUGCUUGUUUUCAACAGGCUCGUCAGAGUUAGCAGUCAUGUACUUGACGUCUCUACCCACGAAAGAGGUCGACUGAGCCCACCAGAAGUGACUUAUACCUGCAGCAAGGAGAGCACCGGAGAAACCAGAAAGGACCUUGUGCUUAGCUGGCAUUUGCUUGAAGCCAGUAGACAAAACAGUCAUGUUGGCUGCACCAACAGCCCAGAAUGUGUUCCAGCCAUCGUUUUUCUCUCUCAAGUUGGUGAUCAUGCCUUUGGCUGCGACAGCGACGGUAGCAAAAGCAGUGAAGGUCAAAGGCAAGCUGAGCUUGAAAGUAGCUCUUCUCCAAAUGUACAACCAUGCGUAUGCACCGAAAGUUGUGUAGGCUCCGAGUCUCAACACUUGGAGUGUUCUCUUUGGGGUGUCAACAGGUUCCCACUUGGGGUAAGCGCUGGCAUUGCUGAAGUUGACAAAUGGGUUUGGCCACUUGUUGGUGGCGUUAGGGAGACUAGCACGCGCUUCUUCGGCCAUGGUGUAUGUGAUGGGGUUGGACCUAAGUUGGGUGUGGUUCAGUUGAGGGAGCCAAUAAAGACAAGUGAAAAGGUGAGCAUUGUUUGCAGUACCUCCGUACACCCAGUAGUAGGAGGACGAGAAGGUGGAUCAGAAGUGAAUGCAACUAGGUGA